GUUUGAGGGCGUUUAAGGAACCAUUUGACAGAAGCAGCUCUGAGCCUGUGGAGGACACAGACACCACCAGCUUUGUGGCCGAAUUUAGAGCAGCCGUACAAUAAUCUGCUAAGCAAUGCACCAUAACCGAACACACACUGCGCUGUGAUUGGUGGAGCCCGAGGGCUCACUGAAGAACAGGUCGCAGCAGGCCGUGGUCUAUCUUUGCACACCCGAGUCGUGUUCCCCCGCAGUCACAGACGACGUCUUGAAUGUUGCCUCGGUCUCACAAACACAGCCGGUUUCUCUCUGGAGCUUUUGUUCCCGUUCUCUCUAAUGUUCUCUUGUCUGCCCUUGUCUCUCCCACAGUCCCUGGAGGCCAAUUAUCCGGUGCAGGUGACAGAUCCUAAUGAUGCUGUGACGCUUCACCUGAGCUCCAUGCCCUCUGGAUUCCUGAGCCCCUCGGACAGAAUAAGACAGCCAGUUCAAGAUGUUGAAGAAUGCACCUGCCCGACAUCGACUUCACCAGACCACCCCAAAGAACUGCAGACGCUCAGCAGCCCCUGCGAAAAGUGCUGCUGCCCGGCGCCUCCUCCCAAGAUCAGCGAUCUCAUGAACGACAAAGACCUCCUGGACUUGUUGCGGCUCAAGCUGGAUCCCAACCACUGCACCGUCAAGAACUGGAAGAACUUUGCGAGCCGCUGGGGGAUGAGCUACGAUGAACUGACCCUGCUGGAGCACCGGACCCAGGGCUCCUUGUCCCAGAGCCCCACCCAGGAGUUCCUGCUGCGCUACAACCAGAAGACGGUCACCGAGCUCACCGAACUUUGCCGCAUCUACCAGCGCAUCGAUGUGCUGCGGCUGCUGCAGGGCUGGAUCGAGAAGGACUGGCCGUCACGCUGGCAACACGCUCAUUGACGCCCUGCGGAUGGGACCUUCGGUCGGGGUCGUACUUGUACGGGAUUUGUUCGUCUUCGUACGAUGUUUAUCGUCCGUAAGUUUCGUAAGUGAUUUAAAGAAAGAGAUCGAACGAUGACCGGCAGACUGGAUAGCACUUACAGGACGUACAGCUGGAUAACAGUGGGGCUCCAUGGAUUGCGUUGUUUUGUCUGUUGGCCAAUCUGUCAUCCUGGUUGUUCCACCACUUUUGUAGAGCUUUUCAUGAAUUUAAUAACCUACAUUUUAUCAAUUUGGGAUCGAUUAAUGCUAUCUUAUGAUUCGUGGUCCCCCGGGCAUGAAUCAUAAGACUUUGGGGAAGCCUUUUACUUUUCCUGUCGCGCCAUCAGCAGGUCAAAAUGUCCUCUUAUCCAGUGUCAUAUCCCAACAUUCACUCUAUGGAUUGGGACACAUUUUUUGUAAAGACAUUCAUGGUUCCUAGUUGAUGUUUCCUAAUGACAUUUAUACUUCUGAGCGCAAUAUCUCAACAACUAUUGGAUGGUUUGACGAGACAUUUGGGGCAGGCGUUCAUGUUCCCCUCAGGAUGAAUUGUAAUAAAACACUUUUUCUUUUUUUUC
Molecule: messenger RNA, 1493 nt
Organism: Pseudoliparis swirei
Lineage: Eukaryota; Metazoa; Chordata; Actinopteri; Perciformes; Liparidae
Gene: edaradd
Product: EDAR-associated death domain
Exons: 6
Coding region: 316-897 (193 amino acids)
Biological process (GO): signal transduction
Molecular function (GO): protein binding
Source: RefSeq, a predicted model, not a curated record